This is a messenger RNA of Prunus mume (Japanese apricot), 853 nucleotides long. It is a transcript of the gene LPA2, whose product is annotated as low psii accumulation2. The record is from RefSeq and is a predicted model, not a curated record. Gene Ontology annotation, cellular component: chloroplast. NCBI's taxonomy places the organism in Eukaryota, Viridiplantae, Streptophyta, Magnoliopsida, Rosales, Rosaceae.
UACUAACCAACUAAACUGAAAAUGGCGCUGCAAAUCCACAGUCCCUCAUCCUUCACCAGCAAACCCUAUCAUCAUCUUCCUCACACUCCUCUGCUCCACUUUUCAGUCAGAACCCAAUUCACAGUCAAGUCACAGACACCAUCAGAGCCGUCCAAGUCCGAAGCUGAGACCACCCAGGCCCCACCCAAGAAACCCACCUCAGCUGGGCUCGGCUUUGGGUCAUCUCCUUCUUCUCCAACCACGCAGAAUGUGACUUCUGUCCCUAAUAAGAAGAAAAGGGUAAUUCGGAGGUCACCAGUGGAAAAGCCGCUACUUUAUUCUGAAGAAGAUGAGGCUAAGGCCAAAGAGAUGGGCACAAAUGAGAGGGCUUUUGUUCUUGCUUGGUUGGGGCUUGGCGGUGUCAUUCUAGCUCAAGGACUUCUUCUCGCUGCAUCGGGCUUCCUUCCAGAAGAAUGGGACAAGUUCUUUGUGAAGUAUUUAUAUCCAUCUUUUACACCAACAGUCGGCUUGUUUGUUGCUGGAAGUGUUGUGUACGGAGUUUUGAAGUAUCUGCAGAAUGAGGAACUUAAAGUCCAGUUGCUGUCACCUAUCUCUUGCCCGCUUCUUAGAUAUUAUUAAGUUGGUUCUGGCCUCGUGACUGAAAAGUGCACUUUUCUCACCAUUGAACUGUUGUGCUUAUUACAUCAACUUAAUCCACCUCUCUCACCAUGAGAUCUGUGAUCACAUCAACUUAUUUUAUUUUUUUUUAUUAACCCUUGAACAGACACCCUACAUUAUUUUCUAUUUCUAGGUUUGGAACCUGUGAAGGUGGUCUGCAUCUUUUUUUACAAGUUAUAACCAAUCAGUCAAUCAC